Sphenostylis stenocarpa is the source of this 603-nucleotide messenger RNA. The record is from the annotation of a GenBank genome assembly. NCBI's taxonomy places the organism in Eukaryota, Viridiplantae, Streptophyta, Magnoliopsida, Fabales, Fabaceae.
AUGGAUUCAAAUAUUCAAGACUUUAUAGACACAUGUAACUCUGACAACACCUGCAACCUCAUCACCAAUAGCACCACCACCAACUUAACCACUAGUGUUUCCUCUUCCUCAGCUGCUUCUACCUCCAUCACCAGCAGCAGCCGCUACGAGAACCAGAAACGCCGUGACUGGAACACCUUUGGCCAAUACCUCAAGAAUCACCGACCCCCUCUCUCCCUUUCAAGGUGCAGCGGUGCACAUGUCCUUGAAUUCCUGAGGUACCUGGAUCAAUUUGGGAAGACCAAAGUGCACACACCGAUCUGUCCCUUUUAUGGACACCCAAACCCUCCAGCACCUUGUCCAUGUCCUCUAAGACAAGCUUGGGGGAGUCUUGACGCUCUGAUAGGGCGUUUGCGUGCAGCUUUUGAGGAAAAUGGAGGAAAGCCUGAGGCAAACCCUUUUGGAGCUCGAGCUGUGAGACUCUACCUUCGCGAGGUUCGUGAUCUGCAGUCCAAAGCAAGAGGAAUCAGCUACGAGAAGAAGAAAAGGAAGCGUCCACCACCUCAGCAACAAGCCUUGCCUCUACCUGCUCUUCCUCCUCCAGGUGCAAGUGCAACUCAUUAG